Fundulus heteroclitus (mummichog) is the source of this 6128-nucleotide messenger RNA. RefSeq names its product SLIT-ROBO Rho GTPase activating protein 1a (gene srgap1a). Lineage: Eukaryota; Metazoa; Chordata; Actinopteri; Cyprinodontiformes; Fundulidae. The record is from RefSeq and is a predicted model, not a curated record. The transcript is spliced from 22 exons. Gene Ontology annotation, molecular function: protein binding. Gene Ontology annotation, cellular component: cytoplasm. The coding region runs from base 700 to 3987 and encodes 1095 amino acids. Gene Ontology annotation, biological process: negative regulation of cell migration; signal transduction.
AGCGGCCGCAGUUCGGCCUGUCCUCCCCUGUCUGCUCGGGAGCGUGCUGGGAGUUGGAGGUAGAGGCGAAGGAGGAGGGGGGGCGGACAAACCGUCGCGGGGAAAGUAAGCGAGCGAACGGGUGGGGGUAACGCGUGCGCGUCCCGGACUGGAAACCGUUUCCGAAAAAGCUCGCACACUUUCGACUAAAGUUGACUUAAUUACGAGGCAUUCCCCCUCCACGAUCGGGCCUCUCGGAGCCGCUUCCCUGCCAAAGAGAGAAAGAGAGAGAGAAAGAGAGAGAGAGGACCCCCCCCCCCCUUUCGGGACGAAACUUGCGGGACUGUUUUCUGCUUGUUUUUCUGCAGCGCUGCUGUUGCGCCGUGCGCCCGGAGAUUCAUUGGUCGGGGAGCAGGAUUGCGCAUUGGCCCGUGUCUGUAUCCAUCUCAGAGGGAAGAGAGUAACAUCGCAGUAGUACGGGCUCGUUUUUCCCUGAGCUCCAAACCUCCCUGCCGGAGUUAAAUCUCUCCAAACAAAUAGUCUUUUUUUUUUUUUCCUUUUCCUUACGACGAUUCUCUGGCUCUGCCUUUCGUUCCUCACGGCGCAGGAUGCGUCCGCUGAUGUAGGAUAUCCUUCUCUCUCUCUGUUGUUGUUGUUGUUGACAAAAACAGUUUUCACAAGAACUUUCCGACCAGAGCGCAAGAAGAGGGAGUGGGAACAAUGUCUACGCCGAGGUUCAAAAAGGAUAAAGAAAUCAUCGCGGACUACGAGAGCCAAGUCAAAGAGAUCAGGACCCAGCUGGUGGAGCAGCAGAAAUGCCUCGACCAGCAGACGGAAAUGCGGGUGCAGUUGCUGCAGGACCUCCAGGACUUCUUCAGAAAGAAAGCCGAAAUAGAGAUGGAAUACUCCAGAAACCUGGAGAAACUGGCUGAACGCUUCAUGGCGAAGACUCGCAGCACCAAGGACCACCAGCAGUACAAGAAAGAUCAGAAUCUGCUGUCACCAGUCAACUGUUGGUACCUGCUGUUGAACCAGGUCAGGAGGGAGAGUAAAGACCACGCAACACUGAGUGACAUCUACCUCAACAACGUCAUCAUGAGGUUCAUGCAGAUCAGCGAGGACUCUACGCGGCUCCUGAAAAAGAGCAAGGAAAUUGCUUUCCAGCUCCAGGAAGAUUUAAUGAAAGUCCUAAAUGAGCUAUACACAGUAAUGAAGACCUACCACAUGUACCACUCGGAGAGCAUCAACGCCGAGAGCAAGCUGAAGGACGCUGAGAAGCAGGAAGAAAAGCAGAUUGGGAGGGGAGACCCUGUCUUCAGCAUACGGAUGGAGAAGAAGAUCGAGAAAAUAAAAGAGAAGCGUCAAGCCAAGUACUCGGAAAACAAGCUGAAGUCGAUCAAAGCCCGCAACGAGUACCUGCUGACACUGGAAGCGACAAACGCGUCCGUUUUCAAGUACUACAUCCAUGACUUGUCGGACUUAAUUGAUUGCUGCGAUUUGGGGUAUCAUGCAAGCCUGAACCGGGCUUUGCGGACCUACCUCUCAGCAGAGUACAACCUGGAAACGUCGCGGCACGAGGGUUUAGACAUCAUUGAAAAUGCGGUGGACAGUCUGGACCCACGGAGCGACCGACAGAGGUUCAUGGAGAUGUAUCCCACAGCCUUCUGCCCGCCUGCCAAAUUUGAGUACCAGUCCCACAUGGGAGACGAAGUGUGCCAUAUUACUGCACAGCCACCAGUCAACGGGGAGCUCAUCCUGAGGUUCCAGCAGCUGCAGUCUCGACUGGCUACUCUGAAGAUUGAGAAUGAAGAGGUCAAAAAGACAUCAGAGGCCACGCUGACCACCAUCCAGGACAUGGUGACCAUCGAAGACUACGACGUGUCCGAGUGCUUCCACCACAGCCGCUCCACGGAGUCCAUCAAGUCCACCGUUUCCGAGACGUACCUCAGCAAGCCCAGCAUCGCCAAGAGAAGGGCCAACCAGCAGGAAACCGAGCAGUUCUACUUCAUGAAAUUCCGCGAGUUUCUGGAGGGCAGUAAUCUCAUCUCCAAGCUGCAGGCCAAACACGACUUGCUGAAGAGGACGCUCGGAGACGGCCACCGAGCUGACUACAUGACCACGAGUAGACAUCCCAAUGGGCUGUUCAAAACCCUCCCCCGGCGGCCUAGACCCCGCUCUUGUUUCAAUGUUAAGCUAUUUAAUGGAAAUUUGGAGUCAUUCAUCAAGGACUCUGGACAAGUUAUCCCCAGAGUGGUUGAAAGUUGCAUUCGCUACAUAAACCUAUACGGCCUCCAGCAUCAAGGAAUCUUCCGUGUCUCUGGGUCCCAGCUGGAGGUCAACGACAUCAAGAACUCAUUCGAGAGAGGGAACGACCCGCUCACAGAUGAUGAGGAUAAUCAUGACAUCAAUUCGGUGGCUGGUGUUCUCAAACUUUACUUCCGUGGUCUGGAGAACCCUCUGUUCCCCAAAGAGAGAUUCAGUGAGCUGCUGUCAUGCAUUAGAAUAGAAAAUUUGUAUGAGAGAGCGCUGUACAUCCGAAAGAUCCUCCUAACCAUUCCCAGAUCGGUCCUCGUUGUGAUGCGUUACCUCUUUGCCUUCCUCAACCACCUGUCCCAGUACAGCGAUGAGAACAUGAUGGACCCGUACAACUUGGCCAUAUGUUUCGGCCCUACACUCAUGCCGACUCCUGACAGCCAAGACCAGGUUUCCUGCCAGGCUCAUGUCAACGAGAUCAUCAAGACCAUCAUCAUCCACCACGAGACCAUCUUUCCCGAUGCCAAAGAACUGGAGGGGCCCAUCUACGAGAAGUGCAUGGCUGGUGGCGACUACUGUGAGAGUCCCUACAGCGAGCACGGGGCGCUGGAAGAGGUGGACAACGAGGGAGGGACAGAGACGCACACCAGUGAGGAUGAGGGUGAGCCUAUUGAAGCCAUUGCCAAGUUCGACUAUGUUGGGCGCUCUUCUCGAGAGUUGUCCUUCAAGAAGGGCGCCUCCCUGCUGCUUUAUCACCGAGCGUCUGAAGAUUGGUGGGAGGGACGCCACAACGGCAUUGACGGCCUGGUACCACACCAGUAUAUCGUAGUCCAGGACAUUGAUGACAACUUCUCUGACAGCCUGAGUCAGAAGGCUGACAGCGAGGCCAGCAGUGGCCAUGCGGGAGAAGAUAAAUGUUCAGGAAAGGACAUCAGCUCACCGACCGAUACCAGGAUCUCUGAGGCCUACAUCGCCAGGCAUAGAAAACGAUCAGACCCGCCAUCCCGCCGACCCCCAGCCCGCCCCAGCAACGUUCACUGCAUGCUGCAUUCGUCCCAGCAGGGCCACGGCGGCACCCCGGAGAUGGGGUCUCCGGUUCUGGGCCACUUCAGCCCACGGGAUCUGCUGAGAAGCCACAACCACAUGCCAAUGGAAAGCCCUGAGCGGCGGCGGCGCACCGGCCACGGCAGCCUGACCAACAUCAGCCGCCACGAGUCCCUGAAGAAGAUGGACAGCCCGCCGAUCCGCCGCUCCACCUCCUCGGGCCAGUACACGGGCUUCUCUGACGGCCAUCACCACCACGGCGGCAAGCCCCUGGACCCGGAGACCAUCGCACAGGACAUAGAGGAAACGAUGAACACCGCUCUCAAUGAGCUGCGCGAGCUGGAGCGGCAGAGCUCGGCCAAGCACGCCCCCGACGUGGUGCUGGACACCCUGGAGCAGCGACAGACCGCCGGCAGCGGUGGUGGUGGAGGGGGGGGUCCCGCCAUGGCCAGCUCCAACGAGUCCCUGAGCCCCAUCCACGGCGUCCUGCUGCGGUCAACCGCCAACACCGAGCCGCCAAUCCGCCGCAGCGCCAGCUCCUCCAGCGAGGCCAUGAGCACCUUCAAGCCCCUGGUUGCCCCGCGCAUGGGGGUGCAGCUGAAACCCCCUGCUUUGAGGCCUAAACCAAUGGUCAUGCCCAGGUCCAAUCAGGCCCCUCAGCCUCCCGCGGGGCCUGCCCAGGACCCUCUGGACAAAUCCUGUACCAUGUAAGCUCUGUAAAAGAAAAAAAAAAAGAAGAAAGAGAUGGAAAGCAAAACUCCCAACACCCUUUUAGGGGUCUGUGAACUUCCAACCUGUGUUUUCAGUGCACAGAAAAGGACAAGAUCCAUAAGAUCUUUGUAAUUAUAGGUAGUAGUUACAAUGUAGACUCGUUAGCCGAGGAAAUCGUCUGCCUCAAUAAUGUGCAGUUUUAUUUUAAUAUUCUUAGGUUACUAUCUACCAUACAGUAUGAGUUUUUUUUUUUUUUAAAUGAAUUUGAGCAACAAAUCACAGCAUCUUCCUUGAGACUUUAGAUCUAGUUUUGGUUUACAGGUAACAGAGAAGUAAAGCAAGUACUUGCAGGGAAGACUAAAAGGGAGAACUGGAGCGGCAGAAACGAAGAGGAUCGUUUUUGCCCUUGAAGAUGUUCUGAAUCGCUUCUGAGGUCGUAUAGACCUACCUCGAGAUGUAACUGAUUUUAACUUUCUGAUGUUAAAAACGGUGCUGGAAAACAAACUGUUUAAAAGGUUGCCCAUCGUGCGCCCAAGGAGCCCUACACUACUUAUUUAUUAACGGUACCCUGUUAAUAAAUUCAAAGUACUGCAGCUUGUACCCCUUUCCUCUCCGUAGCAUGUAAACUGCAGCGUCGUUCCUUUUAUUUUCUGCCAGGUGUGUGAUGAGCUGUGUCUCACAGACGUAUAGAGAAUCUCCUCUUCUCUGGCCUCCCUCAGAUUAACCAAACAUUGUUGUGUAAUGCCGGGGUAAAAGACAUAAGAACUGGACAAGAACCACUACUUUGAUGUGAACCUGUACGCUUCAGUCCCUGCAUCUACACCCCGAACUGCAUCUUUGCCUUUUUUUUUUGUAUACGUGUCUAUCACGAGUGUGAACGGUCACCACCACCAUUUUUUUUUUUUUUUUGUUUCUCACACGGUCGCGGACCCCCGCGUCCCAGCCUUCUGUUUGCCUUGGCUUUAUCGACCCAAAGACAUGAGUGUGUAAGUGAAAGUGUGGAUGUUGAAGCUCCACAUUCGCCGGUGUGCGCGUGGACUCGAGGCGGGGUGUUUCGUCUCGAGCGCCGGCGGUAGCCAUGGACCCCCACGACUGUUAGCGUGAAAAGCCUCGUCCUGCAGUCGCCCUCCUCAUUCUGCUUCUGUCUGUGAGGGAGUCUGAACGGAGCAGUUUGCUUUGAGCCUUACGGUCCGUGUUCUGUUCAGGUGAGCAUGUCGCUUAUGCUUUAGUUUUUUUUGUUUUUUUUUUGGUUUUUUUGUAAUUAUUUCUCUUGGACUGGUAUUUUUUGCUCCUGAGUGAAUUUAUAAAUUCGACAAACUAACAUGGCAGAAGAAAAAAAAAUAAGAGACCGCACAUUGUUCUGCUCCUGAACAAUAAUUUCGAGAUGCAAUGGCCUCAGAAAUUAGCUUGUGCCGGACUCCAGCUGCUCUUUAUGUGUCCCCCUCCCCCUCCCCACCAGCCUCUGUAUUAUAGAAACAGUUGGCUGCUCAUCUUUUGUAUAUUAUUAUACACUAAACAAAGUUGGUUUGCAAGAAUAGGCAAUGCUCUCUACUAGCAGGUUUACACCAUCUUUGACUUGACUAAAAACGUGUGUGCAUGGAUCAAAAGUUAUUUUUAACUAGUAUCUUCAUGGUUUUUUUAUAUUUGUUUUUUUUUAUUUUACUUUAUUUUAUUUGUUUGUUUUUUGCAGGGUUAAAAUCACUCAGAGUCUAAGUUGUAGAAAACAUAGGCAGCAGUUUGAAGCCAGUUGUAUACGAGAGAAAAUGUGGGUGUUUUUUUUUUUUUUCUUUCUGGUCACCAGUAACAUGAUCAACAGUAGGACUCCGUUAAGCUGUCUGUAAACUUUAAACUAGUCUGUUCUGUACUUGUGAAAGUGCCUUUGAAUUAUGUUUAAGUGGAACUUCAGACGUUCUGUCUCGUUGCGUUUUCAAUAAAAUGCAGUGUAGCAAAGUAGAAAUGUUUCAUGACUUAGUUACAUUUCCCAAACAGCUAAAUGGCAGAAAUAAUAUUAACCAGCUUAAACAUUGUGACCUUGCACUUUUAUGUAUAUAACUGUACAUAUGGCAUGUAACAUCACAACAUCUUAAGUUCUUUUCAUGGAGGAUUUUUUUUUUUUUGAAUAAAGGAAAUAGUUUGUCGAA